Messenger RNA from Brenthis ino (lesser marbled fritillary), 1494 nucleotides. NCBI's taxonomy places the organism in Eukaryota, Metazoa, Arthropoda, Insecta, Lepidoptera, Nymphalidae. The record is from the annotation of a GenBank genome assembly.
AUGACACAAAAGAGAGCGGCCUCCGCGCGCCCCUCGUGCUUUGUCACUACGGUCUUUGAACUGUGCUACUCGUUCAUGAGUUUUAAUUUGUUUACAACGUUGAAACGUCUAGAAUCGACAAUUAAAUAUAGCGUGUUUGCUAUAAGUGCAAUACAAACCAAUGGUGAUUGGAUGACGAUCUCAGCACGCUCCCCGGAUAAGGAGCCGUCGCCGCCAAAGCAGAUCAACUUCGCAGAGCCGCUGGUCGAGUCGGUGCGCGUGUACCUCGCCAAUGAGCUGCCAGCCAAGCAGCUAGCGCUGGUGCCGCGCGCGCCCUCGCCGACGCCCCCGCCCCCACCGCCGCCGCCGGUCUGCCAUGUCGACAUAGUGACGAGCACGGCCCGCGAGGACAUCAAGGGCAUUAACUUCGAGGCGCGACUCAAACGGAAUGACUUGAACAACAACGCCUCGCGACGCCACACCGACACACGCGAGAUGCCCAGCCAGGCCGAGCUGAUGCAGCGGCAGCCGCUGCUAGCGCGCACCGUCAAGACAGACGCGCCGCAGCCCACCACGGAUGAAUCCGACCCCGACCAGGACCACUCACCUCAGCGCAUUCAUGCCGGCGACUUCAUGGUCGAGAUACCGCCCGGGACGGUGCGCGAAGAGAGAUAUCCGAAAGAAAUAUGGAAAACGAUAUUAUCCUUCUUUUUCCUGUUUAUCUGCGUUUGCAUCAACAUGAUGUCAUUAUCCUUAGUACACGAACGACUUCCGGACAGAAACACGACGCCGCCGCUGAACGAUAUAGUGUUAGACAACAUUGAAGCACACGACUGGGGCCUGGCCGUGUCGGAAUACCUGAUCAUGAUAUCUACGACGGUCGCCAUGCUCGUUGUCAUCUUCCAUAAGCACCGGUUCAUCGUCGCUCGACGCGUAUUUUUCGUGAUCGGCCUACUCUACCUGUACCGAUCGGUUACGAUGUUUGUCACCGUGCUGCCGGUCUCGAGCAAAACCUACGUCUGCAGUCCCAAGAGCAACAACGCUACGACGCCAUUUGUCGUUAUAAGGAGAAUGUUCUAUUUAAUAUCCGGCUUCGGACUGUCUAUAAACGGAAAGCAUACUUACUGCGGAGACUACAUAUACUCCGGGCACACGAUGGUGCUGGUGCUGAGCUACCUGAUAGUGGCAGAGUACUCGCCCAAGAAGCUGUGGCCGGUGCACUGGGCGAUGUGGGGCUCGGCGCUGCUGGGCGUGACGUUCGUGCUGCUCGCGCACGGGCACUACACGGUGGACGUGGUGAUCGCGUACUACAUCACCACGCGGCUGUUCUGGACGUUCCACUCGCUGCUGGCGACGCCGCACCGGAGCGGCGGCGGCUACGGCCACUACAUGAUCCAGCGCGAGUGGUGGUACGGGAUGUUCACGUACCUGGAGCGCAACGUGCGCGGGCCCGUGCCGCGGCGCUACGACUGGCCGCUGCCGUGGCCGCGCACCAAGCUCUUCAGCCGGCUCAGC